UCAGCUUGAGAAACCCUACUCUAAAUGAUAAAAUAGCAGCCAACUCUCUUUCAAAUCACACCCUAUUUCCCUACUAUCUGAAAAAAGGAAAUUACACACAGGUCAUUGUAAUCUUAUAUGUACUAAAAAAAAAAAUAUAUAUAUAUAAGGACAGUGAUGGUCACAGGUAGAAUGACUGGUCAUACGUCUUUCAGGGCUGAUCUAACAAAACACAACAAAAAUGAGGAAAAAGUUAAUGGCUCUAAGUAAAUUCCGUGCUGUAAUCAACUCCAGUACAUUUUUCAUUGACACAUGAAACAAAGUUAAAUUUGAUAACAUUUUGACUCAGAAUAUAGAAGGAUGAAACAUUGUUUCUGUGAAAUCAUACUCUGGUAUGUAAGCAGAAUAACAAUGAAAUAAAAUGAAUACCAAAAUUUAUGAACAGGCCUCAAACUGUUAACUAUAUUGAACAUUCUGUAUGAGCAAGCAUUUGAGUGUCGUUAUUAUUUUUUAAAAAUAGAAAACACAAUUCUGUAUUAUAAUCGGUGGCAAUAACUGUGCAUGAGUUGUGUCAAAGUGAGUUACCAAAUAUAUAUAUUAAUGGAAACAGCCUUCAUCAUUUAGUGAUGAUAAAGUAAUUUUUUUGUCUAUAUUACUAAGGAGCUUUAUUUGGCUGCAUACGCCAAAGACACGAUAAAUGCAAUUUUAAUUCCAUCUAAGAAAUACAUUGUUGACAAACAAUAAUGUUUCUUUAAGCAUAUGUAUAUGAAAUAAAUAAGAAAUUAAUAUAUUUUAUCAACUAUAUUUUACUACACUUUUCGUCUUCCGUAAGUAUUAUUUGCCAAUCAAAACCAUUAACUUUCAGCUCCUUGGAUACCGGAAGCUCUUUCUGAUUACACUGCUCUAAAGUUUCUGCUGUUAUUUUCUUCAUGUUCUUACAAAAUAGGAUAUACGUGGCUAUAAAGAGAAAUCUCAUUUCAUCCAUUUAAGAGAAGAAGAGGAAGCUUAGAUUUUCUAUUACAUGAAUGGUAAUUGUUCUGAUAAAUUCUGUUUAAUGAUGAAGUUUGAGAACUGCUGAAGAUGAGCUCACAGUAAUGAUGGUGGACUAUCAAACACAAACAAGCAAAAAACAACUAUGUUCCUGGGUAUUUUUAGGGUUCGCAGAAAGAAGCAUCUCGUUGUGGCUGGAUUGCUUUGUAUUAUACUGUUUCUACUAUAUGAAAUCCAACAGCUAAGUUAUAUUGAUAAUCAGCAGAAACUGGAAACACCUUUACAUAAAGAGAAACAUAAUGUUGCUGAAAGUAAUGCUGUUAAAAAUAAUGAGCAAGAUGUAAUGCAAAACAUGUUAAGUGAAUUAGAAAAAGAUAAUGACAAUUUUAAUGAUAAUUUUGAUUCAAUCAAUUCUGAAGAUAUAAGUUGGGAAUUAAUUGAAAAGUUUAAAAUUGACUAUGAUGAUCAUUUUCAACCUAUUGUUUCACCUUGGGAUGUGUCUAAAAGUUGGGUUAAUUCAAGAGAAAUUUUUCCAGAUGUCGUUCCUGAGCUAGGAAUGGUGCUGAAAUCAAUGGCAAAUGAACCUGUGAUUUAUGCUGACAUUGCUCCCAGAGGAACACAACUGAAACUCUUGCUAGUGUUAAAGGGAGGUCAAAAGGUUCUGUUUAAACCAAAAUGGUUUGAAAGAGACCAAGUGAUUGAAGGUCCUCCAUAUGCAGGACAGGAUCGACACAAUGGAGAAAUUGCAGCAUUUCAUUUAAGCAGAAUUCUUGGCUUUCGCAGGACACCUUUGACAGUGGGCCGUUAUUUAAACUUGCAGACUGAGGUUAUUCCUGUGGCAAGUUCAAGAUUGUUAGAUACAUUUUUUAACAAAGAUAACAACACUUGCUUUUAUGGAAAAUGUUACUACUGCAAAGGGAAAGAAAGUGGUGUGUGUGCCCAGAAGACCACCCUCGAAGGUACCAUUGUUCUUUGGAUCUCUCAUAAAAUGCAACUUUACAGACAUCCAUGGGGCAGAACAUACAUUGACAACAAACUAGCUAAGUGGGAGACCGAUUCUAAAUUCUGUGAUAAAGUUCUUCAAACUGACAUGUACAAAUUAGGAAUUCGACUUCUAGAUAUCAUCGAUACAUCAGUAUUUGAUUAUAUUAUUGGUAAUGCUGACCGGCAUCAUUAUGAAACUUUCCAUGAAUUCCCAGACAGCAUGGUGAUUAUGCUAGACAAUGGUAAAAGUUUUGGCAAUCCGUAUCAUGAUGAAUAUUCGAUCCUUGCUCCUUUGUAUCAAUGUUGCAAAAUUCGACAGUCUACUUAUGAUCAGUUGAAAAUGUUGAAAAAUGGUAUUUUGUCCAAAGUUUUAGAAGCUGUCCUCUUAUUUGAUCCAAUCUCCCCUAUUCUGAACAAGUUCCAUUUACGUGCUAUUGACAGACGCCUGCAUCAGCUCUUAACAACUAUUGAUAAUUGUGUGAAAGAACAAGGCAUGCCUAAUGUAAUUAUUAGUGAAGAAAAACUCAUUCCGGAGAAACAUGUUGAAACAUGAAAAAAGAUGGACCCUCACUUGCAGUGACAAGCAAUCGACAAGAAUUGUGAUUGGAAUAAAGAUCGAAAAGGUGUAUGUUAUUGUGCCAUGAGAUGAUGUAGAGUUUCAUGUUUUGGAUUUUCAGCCCCCCCCCUUCCUACCACUUGUCAUGGGGGUCCCUGUAGAGGAUUAUGAAUAUAAUCCUUCUUCCACUGACUAAACCAUUAAAAAAAAAAUCUUAAACCUUUACUUUCUACACUGCUUCAUUAGCAGUUUCUGCUCUUUCAAUGUAGUUAGCUGAGUACCACCUCAAUACUUCUCCAUCUUAUGUACCCAUCUCUCCUUGUCUCCCCUCUUGUAUCUUACUACCUCUUCCCCAGAACACUUAACCCAAGCCCUACCCAAAACUGCAGGCAGCCCUCUUACAUCCCCUACCAUCUAACUAUUCCUUGCUCACAUUUUCCUCAUGGGUGUCCCCCUAUGGAAGUUCAAGUUAAACACCAAUCAACCACAUCUACUUCACAACCAAUAAGCAAGUUUCUACAUGGUCAUUUGAUCUGCUAGAAAUACCAUCCAAGUCUACAUAUCACACACAAUCAUUUUAAAAUGGCAGGACACAAUGAAUAAGGUUAAUUCAAAAUACACUGUCUGAAGAUAAAAUGUGAUGGUCAAGACUGAAUGACUUUGGUCAUAGUUCUGCUUAGUUAAGACAAAACAACAUCAACCUCACCUGUCAGGAAGGUCUUGAAUACCAUCUUUCCUCCUGACACUACUGAUGUAUGUAAGUAUGCAUGCAUGCAUGUACGUACGUACAUAUAUAGAUACAUAGAUAGAUGUGUGUAUAUGUAUACACACACAUAUAUCAUCAGUAACACAUAAAUCUGAAAACGAAGCAUACUCUUGGUUGUAGAUCAGUAGAGUAUAUAGAUAAAGAUAGAUACGGUUGGUCUAUGGGAUCACAUCCAUAAAGUACUUAACUUUACAGCAUUUCUUCAGACCUUAGACUCCUUAGCCCAUGGCUUCUCUAGCAAGUACUUAUGACCUCUCAAGGACUCUCUAGCAGAGAGGCCAUAGGCCAACAGGUUUAGGGUCUGAAGAAAUGCUGUAAAGUUAAAUGCUUUACGGACAUGAAACCUAGGGUAACCCCAUCGACUGGCUAUGUCUAUCUAUCUAUCUAUCUAUAUAUAUAUA
Octopus bimaculoides (California two-spot octopus) is the source of this 3676-nucleotide messenger RNA. Its product is annotated as glycosaminoglycan xylosylkinase. Gene Ontology annotation, molecular function: phosphotransferase activity, alcohol group as acceptor. NCBI's taxonomy places the organism in Eukaryota, Metazoa, Mollusca, Cephalopoda, Octopoda, Octopodidae. Gene Ontology annotation, biological process: protein phosphorylation. The record is from RefSeq and is a predicted model, not a curated record. Gene Ontology annotation, cellular component: Golgi apparatus.